Messenger RNA from Cladophialophora carrionii CBS 160.54, 444 nucleotides. RefSeq lists its product as uncharacterized. Lineage: Eukaryota; Fungi; Ascomycota; Eurotiomycetes; Chaetothyriales; Herpotrichiellaceae. The record is from RefSeq and is a predicted model, not a curated record. The coding region runs from base 1 to 444 and encodes 147 amino acids. The transcript has a single exon.
AUGUAUGCCAUUACUAUUGUGGCCUUCUGGAUCACGGCACUUCUCGGCAAGGCAUCCGCAAAUCCCAUCGUCAGAAAGUCACUCAACCCCGACUACCUCAAGCCCAGAUCACCUCUCACCAAUGCUGCCUUUGCGGCGAGCGCCGAUGCCUGGCCAACCAACGUCGUGUUCGUUGGAGGAAGUCAAUCUUAUGGGAUGUGGGUUCCCUCCGACGGUUCUUGGUACGACCUAGGGAAUAUUGAAUGUCUCGGGCUACCUGCGAAUGCAAUCGGCGACUGCAACGAUGUGACUAUCAAUCAGAUCGGAGUGGUUGCGGGAUACGGACCCUGCAGAUUUGUCGGCAGCGCUGGUUACUCUGCAACCAUUCCGGGUAAUCCUGGUGACGGUUACUACACGGUCGGACCCCCGCAGAAUAUCCUGUCAGCAGCUUGUGGUCCCGCAUGA